CAGUAUAGCGUGCGUCUGCCUCACCCCUCUGUCCCGUGGUGGGAGAACGCACAGUGCAGGAGGUUUCCCGAAGUCACUGGUACAUUAGGGCAGGGGUUACUGGCCACUCCUUGGCCUCAGAUACCACCAGCAGGUCAUUUGUUGUGGUUGUCUUUGAUCACCCACAGGUAAGCCUAUAUAAUCACUUCUGUCGGUAAUCUUAUGAUUAUAUUUUGGGUUAUUUGAAAGAAAAAUGGCAUCACCAAGUCGGGCUUCUGUGUUGAGUCUCUACAAGAUCAUGCUAAGAGAAAGCCAGACGUUUUCUUCCUACAACUACAGAACAUAUGCAAUCAGAAGAAUAAGAGAUGCUUUCAGAGAAAAAAAGAAUGUUCGUGAUUCUCAUGAGAUACAGACUCUUGUCAACUUGGGUAAAGAGAACUUGGAUGUUAUUCAGCGCCAGGUUACCAUUGGCCACUUAUACUCCACUCAAAAACUGGUCAUUGAAUCGUCAGGAAACCAGUGAUACUGAGAGAAAAACAGAACAAGACAAUCAUCACAUAAUUCACAAAGUGAAGACAAUUCAAUAUACCGUACUAGGAGAAUGAAGAUCUGGACAGAAAUAAAAACAAACAUUGAUUGACUGUUUCAUAUAGUCCAACAUGUCUCCAUGUAUAGUAUUCCUUACACAUCAAUAUUAAAAAUUGCCUAGAAAUCUUCA
Molecule: messenger RNA, 697 nt
Organism: Pseudophryne corroboree (corroboree frog)
Lineage: Eukaryota; Metazoa; Chordata; Amphibia; Anura; Myobatrachidae
Gene: LYRM4
Product: LYR motif containing 4
Exons: 5
Coding region: 233-502 (89 amino acids)
Biological process (GO): iron-sulfur cluster assembly
Cellular component (GO): mitochondrion; L-cysteine desulfurase complex
Source: RefSeq, a predicted model, not a curated record